Closterium sp. Naga37s-1 is the source of this 1605-nucleotide messenger RNA. The record is from the annotation of a GenBank genome assembly. Lineage: Eukaryota; Viridiplantae; Streptophyta; Zygnematophyceae; Desmidiales; Closteriaceae.
AUGGAGGGGGAGAGCAGGUGCUGCCCGAGGAGGGGGAAGAGAGACGUCGUCCCUUUUGACAGGGAGGUGAGUGCAUGGGGGAGGGGAUGUACUAGUGGUGAGGGUGGUGGGGAGGAGGAGGGGCAGGGGCUGUGGCAUGUGGUGCGGGCAUGCGGGGUGGAGUCAGCAGAGGGGCUGAGUGGCGUGGUGGACAAGUGGGGCUGGACCGCCAUGCAUGUGGCUGCUCGGAAUGGUGACUCCCCCGUGGUCAGUCUCACCUGCCUCCCCGCCUGCACCCAUGCAGCACAGCCAUGCACCAGCUCUCACCCAUGCAGCACAGCCAUGCACCAGCUCUCACCCAUGCAGCACAGCCAUGCACCAGCUCUCACCCAUGCAGCACAGCCAUGCACCAGCUCUCACCCAUGCAGCACAGCCAUGCACCAGCUCUCACCCAUGCAGCACAGCCAUGCACCAGCUCUCACCCAUGCAGCACAGCCAUGCACCAGCUCUCACCCAUGCAGCACAGCCAUGCACCAGCUCUCACCCAUGCAGCACAGCCAUGCACCAGCUCUCACCCAUGCAGCACAGCCAUGCACCAGCUCUCACCCAUGCAGCACAGCCAUGCACCAGCUCUCACCCAUGCAGCACAGCCAUGCAGCCCGCUCAACACUCUCUGAACCCACCGUCCAUCACGCGCAUGGACCGCACUCACCCUGCUUCCCGCUUCUCUCCCUCCCCGCCGUUCUCCCAUGCAUGUGCCUGCAGCUGCAGGCGCUGUUGCGCAUGGGCAUGCCAGCGGGGGUGUGCAGCACGCGCAACGCCACCACGCCACUGCACGUGGCGGCGUAUGGCGGCCACGUGGACUGCAUGUGCCUGCUGGCGGCUGUGCGUGCCUGGCGGCUUGACCAAGCAGCAGUGGGAGGCAGUGAGAUGACUUGCACACCAGGGAAUAGAGCCAGCAGAGGUAGAAGCAGCGGGGGCCAACCCCAAGGCGGUUCAGAUAGUGUGGGAGGAGCAUGCGCGGCGGGCAGGCCAAGGAGGGGAGAGGGGGCAUGGGUUUUGGAAGGAUGGUGUGCUCAUCUUGUCUCCCCUUUCCCCUCUCAUCUCCACUCUACCCCAUCCCUCUUCCUGCCCUCCUGUCCCCAUCCUUCUCCCUCAGGAGAGCCGUACACCAACUGCACCGCUCUGAACCCAUUUGUGCAGUGGAAUCUGCAGCCGCUGCUACCAGCCACUCCCCCCUCCUUCACCCUCACCUCACCACCCCCACCCGCCUUCACGCCGCCAUACGCCCUCUCGUCCAUCUGCUUGUGGACGUCCCUCUCCGCCAUCGCACCUGGUCGCACACAAGCAACAGCCCUCCUGCCACUGCCGCCACACACAAAGCCUGCUGAUGCAGAUGCUGGCAGUGGAGGCGAGAAGGCAGUGGGGGGCGCAGUUGGUUCGAGUCAGGGCGUGCAGGGGGAGUGGGCAGUGGCGGGGUAUGAGGCGAUGCGUGUGGUGCAGGUGGGGGGUGGGUGGCGCCAGGGCAGCUAUGGCCUGCCCUCCUCCCUCGCUGCCUCUGCUGCACCUGCUGUGUCUGGAAGGCAAGGUGACUUGUCUGGAAACCUUUGUUGCACUUCUUUGUAG